ACUCCUCCCAAUUUUUCCACCAUCUCGACUUGUCCUAUUACUUUUGUAAUUAACCAAACCUUGGCUUUUUUCCCGAAAUUUUUUUUCUUUUCUGAUUAUAUAUUUGAGUGAAAGACGAACAAUGGACAGAAGAAUCUCAAUGUGGGCCAUAACCCAAGAUGUUUCCACAGCUGUCAUUGCCAACCUUAAAGAUACGGGUGGAACCGGUAGCAUACAUAGUAAAAAUGGAAUCCCAAGAGCGACAAUCGAGAAAUUACCAGAUAAAGUACUCCUGAAGAUCUUUUCUUAUUUGCCCCAUCGAGAAAUCAGUCGCAUCGCUCGAGUAAAUAAAAAAUGGAGAGUUAUUUCCAGCGAUUCUCGUCUUUGGACUCAAGUGUCGUUAAGACCAGAAAUUUCUGGUCUUCACGUCUCCAACAUCGAGUCAUUAUUGGCUUUAAUCUCUGUCAGAUUCGGUCCCAAUCUACGAUACAUCGAACUACCCAUUGAAUUGAUAACGCACACAGUCCUACACGAAUUGGCCAACAAAUGCCCGAAUUUGACCCAGAUGUUGUUGGAUUUCUCCACUGCCAUGCAGCUUCACGAUUUUAGCGAUUUACAAACGUUUCCUACCAAAUUACGAUCGAUGUGUAUUUGUCUAUCCGAGGUUAUUUUUAUGGAGGGAUUUAUGAGAAAAAUUUACAACUUUAUCAACGGUUUGGAAGUAUUACAUUUAAUUGGAACUUACGAAAAAGUAGCAGAAGAAGAAGAAGAAAUUUACGAAGUAAUUAACAUUCACAAAUUGAAGAGUGCAGUUCCUAAUCUACGAGUAGUCAAUCUAUUUGGCAUCAUUUUCGUUGAUGACAGCCACGUCGAAGCUUUUAGCAGUAAUUGUAUCCAGCUGGAAUGCUUGGCCAUUAACUAUUGUAGCAAAGUAGAAGGAAGUACCCUUAAAGUGCUCAUGUCAAGAUGUAAAAAAUUAAAAUGUCUUCUUAUGCAACAAACCUGUUUGAAAAGUGAGAAUGUAAUGGCAGUAGAAUGGGAGAAGACAAACUUGCAAGAGUUAGAUAUAACUGCUACCGAUCUAUCAACAGAGUGCCUUAUAGAUUUAUUAGUGAGAAUACCUGCAUUGAGAUACCUGAGUGCUGGACAACAAGAUGCAUUCACCGAUCAGGUGUUGAAAGAAUACAUGGAAAAAGGAAAUUUUAAGAGUUUAGUUUCCCUCGAUUUGGAUAAAAAUGAAAAUGUAUCAGAAGAAGCACUUUUGAAACUCAUUAAAAUCCAGGGACCAAUGUUGAGGGGUCUUUGUCUUUCUGGGUUGCCUCAUCUAACUGAAGCCUUUUGGAAUGUCAUUUUACCUUUAAUGCCUCAUACUAAAAUUCUGGUUAUGGGUAUGCCAGAAGGUUGCUGUCAAAAAUGCCAAACAAAGAUUCACGUAGAUUCUUUAGUUGAUUCCAUUGCUAAUAAUUGUAGCAAGAUAGAGAGACUCGAGAUGACUUGGGAUCCUACAACCCUUCGAUUCAGUGACCGAAGUGCCAAAGCUAUAGAUUCUAUUCGUGUAAAAUGUCUGCGAUUGAAAUGUUGGGUUCUUAGUGAUGGAAAAUAUUGCGAAUUGGUUAAAUCCAAUUUUGAAAGAGCGGACAGACAUACCGUAGUCAGAACCACCACCAAUUGCCACGUGACGUUAGCUUAUCUCCUCACCCAUUACAAAGAUUUAAUUUUUAACUGAUUAUAUUUCUUCAUUUUCUUUGUAAAUGUAUCCUUUUAUUUUAGAAAAAAAAAUAUUAAUAAAUAUUUGUUAAUACCAUCGUUUACAUUAACUAUAAUACUUUAAAUUCAAAAAUGCAUGUUAGUUACUGUAAAAUCUAUUCCAAAGUUACUAGUUACAUGUGUAAACAAAUUAAUGUUAUAAUUAGGUUUUGUAUUUCCACAGACAUAAGUAACAAUAGAAAUUUUAAAGGUAAACCUAGGCUUUUCGGGCCUCAGAUACGUACAGUAUUCCAAAGACACCAACAUACAAUACCUCACAACUAAUUACAAGUGGAAGAAUAUAUUUAAAAAAAAAAAGAUGUUUUAUGUUGCAAGGGCCUCGUGGGCCAUGCUGAGCCAACAAUGUGGUAAAACG
Centruroides sculpturatus (bark scorpion) is the source of this 2101-nucleotide messenger RNA. It is a transcript of the gene FipoQ, whose product is annotated as F-box/LRR-repeat protein 12-like. The coding region runs from base 122 to 1705 and encodes 527 amino acids. The record is from RefSeq and is a predicted model, not a curated record. Gene Ontology annotation, biological process: positive regulation of protein ubiquitination; SCF-dependent proteasomal ubiquitin-dependent protein catabolic process. NCBI's taxonomy places the organism in Eukaryota, Metazoa, Arthropoda, Arachnida, Scorpiones, Buthidae. The transcript is spliced from 7 exons. Gene Ontology annotation, cellular component: SCF ubiquitin ligase complex. Gene Ontology annotation, molecular function: protein binding.